AUGAAACUCUCCACUUUCGGCUCAGCCCUUGUGGGCCUAGCUGUUGCCCACGCUUCAACUGUCGAGUAUAGUGCUGUAACGGGUUAUUUCCUUCAAGAUGAGGAUUCCACUGAUGCUUCUACAUUCGAUUAUACAGCGGAGAACUUCGGCUUGAUUAAUCGGUCAUACCCUGCCGAUCAGAAGCUCAAGAAUCAGGCUUCCUUGACCCAGUGGGAGCGGUUCCAUCACCAGGUUGUUAAGCUUAAUGAGGAGUCCGCUAAGAAUGUUGAGUAUAAGGUUCUCUUUUUGGGGAGGCAUGGUGAGGGUUGGCAUAAUGCUGCCGAGACUUAUUAUGGAACUCCGGCUUGGAAUUGCUACUGGGCCGAACUAAACGGCAACAGCACAGCAACCUGGGCCGACGCAAGCCUAACAGAAAACGGCAUACAGCAAGCCCAAAAAGCGCACGAUUUCUGGGCAUCCCAAAUCAAAUCCCAAAACAUCCACACACCCGACGCAUACUACGUCUCCCCACUAACACGCGCCCUCCAAACAGCAAACUACACCUUCACAAACCUAGCCCUACCACACGGCGCCACCCCUUUCAAGCCCACAGUCAAAGAACUCUUCCGCGAAGGAAUAAGCAUCCACACCUGCGACCACCGCCGCAACGCCAGCUAUAUCAAGUCCCUAUUCCCGGCUUGGCGGCUUGAAGACGGGUUCGUGGAGAACGAUCCGUUCUGGAAUGGUGUUGAAGGGGAGACGAGUGAUGCGGAGGAUGUUAGGAGUGCUACUGCCCUGAAUGAGGUUUUCUUUGGUAAGGGCGGGAAGGUUCAGCAUGAGGGGGCGUUUGUUUCGGUUACGUCGCAUUCGGGUGAGAUUUCUUCUAUUCUGAGGGUUGUCGGGCAUCGCACGUUCAGGUUGAAUACUGGAGCUGUCAUUCCUGUUCUUGUUAAGGCUGUGAAGUCUGGGAAGGGUGAGAUUGGGAGUGUUACUUCCUCGCCGUCGUGGACUGUUAGUCCGCAUUGUACUGAGCCGCCGGUUUCGUCGGUUACUGCUUGUGUUUGUCCUUCUAGUGCUGUUCCUGUUACUACUCCGCUAGUUACUGGGGCUUAG
Molecule: messenger RNA, 1092 nt
Organism: Penicillium arizonense
Lineage: Eukaryota; Fungi; Ascomycota; Eurotiomycetes; Eurotiales; Aspergillaceae
Exons: 3
Coding region: 1-1092 (363 amino acids)
Cellular component (GO): cytoplasm
Molecular function (GO): phosphatase activity
Source: RefSeq, a predicted model, not a curated record